Chelonoidis abingdonii (Abingdon island giant tortoise) is the source of this 2441-nucleotide messenger RNA. NCBI's taxonomy places the organism in Eukaryota, Metazoa, Chordata, Testudines, Testudinidae. The record is from RefSeq and is a predicted model, not a curated record.
GCUCACCCAGAGCUGAGUUUCUUUGGUUAGACUCCCAGUGCUCUGCCCAGAGCCGUGUGGAUGUUUCUGGUGAAGGAUCAAACCCCAGUCACGGCCCUUGGAAGCAGCUUUGGGCUGUUGCAGUGAUUAGGAGCCACCAUCCCCAUGGCAGAGGGGCCAUGGGAGGGGGCCAGGGCCCACCAGAUCCUGAGGGCAAGGAAUGUACCAGGAGAGCAAUUCUAGCCAGAUCCUGCCAGGAAUCACCCCCAGCGAUGAAGGACUUCACUGAAAUCAUGCUGUGCCCAGAAAGGCUGGAGCAGAGUAAGACAGAGUUUUGCAAUCCCAUCUUUGAGAGCGAGGGAGCUGACUGCGCACCCCCCACCCCACGCCAGACAGAGCAGGAGAACGGGACCAGCGCUGGAUCCCCCUGGGAUGGCCUUGCUCUCCCCGCACGCCAGCAGCUCUGGAGCAGGGUGGGCAGGAAACACAGGCCCGACUGCACCUUUUCCUGGCUGUGCGUAGCCCUGAUGAGCUCCUUGCUCUUGCUGCUCCUCGCCUUGCUGCUGGGGAUCAUCAUCUCCAAGCUGCAGUCCUCACGCCCGGCCGGACUCCCCUCUGUGACUGCAUCCACUCACCACCACGCCACCACCAUCACAGCACCUGCUGGUACAGCCGAGCCCAUGGCCACCGCGCCACCGAGAGCGCCACCCCCAGCCACUACACCAGAGCCCUCCUGUGGGGGGACCCUGCAGGGCCCCGAGGGCUCCCUCAGCUCCCCCAGGUACCCUGCCCCCUACCCACCCAACACCCUGUGCAUCUGGCGCAUCCAGGUGGAGGACGGGCUGGCCAUCCAACUGAAGAUUGAGUCGCUCAGCCUGGAAGGCACCAGGUGGUGCCUCUUCGACCGGGUGGAGCUGUACGAGGAGCUGGGGGCUGCUAGUGGCUCCCCUUGGGGAGGGACAUCCAGGUUUUGUGGCGACGUGGCCCCCCCGACAAUCAACACCAACUCCAACCAGCUGCGCGUCACCUUUGUCUCGGACAACAGUGUGGGUGCCCUGGGGUUCACCGCCCACUACCGUGCCAUCCUGCCCAGCGACAAGAGCUGUGCCUGGGACGAGUUUUUCUGCGACCAGGGGCUCUGCCUCGACCUGGGCCUUGUCUGUGACGGCUUCCACGACUGCACAGACAAGAGCGAUGAAGCCAACUGCAGCUCGAGACACAAAGAAUGCGGUGGGUCGUUGACCAACUUGGAGGGGCAGUUCUCCACCCCAAGCCACCCCCAGCCGUACCCGCAUCAGCAGCUGUGUAUCUGGCAGAUUGCCGUGCCCGUGGGCCAUGUGAUCGAUCUGCAAUUCCACAACUUCAGCCUGGAGUGGCAGGAGGACUGCACCUUCGACUUUGUGGAGGUGCACGACAGUGCAGGCACAGAUGCCCCCAGCCUUCUGGGCAGGUUCUGUGGCUCCCAGCUGCCGCCAGUCCUGACCUCCUCACGACAUGUCAUGACCAUCCUGUUCAUGGCAGAUGAAGGCGUGGCGGAGGACGGGUUUUUUGCCACCUACCAUGCCCGGAACGCCACGGAAAAAACGUGCAGCCCCUCAGAGUUCUCCUGCAGCAACGGGGAGUGCCAGGCAUGGGAGUCGGUGUGUGACGGCUGGCACGACUGCCCAGAUGGGGGCGAUGAAUUCAACUGCACAAGUGUCUCACCUCCCUCCUUUGAGUCCUCCUGCCAGCAGAUCCAAGUGGAGAUGUGCUUGGGCCUCAGCUACAACACCACCUCCUUCCCCAACAUCUGGCUGACCAUCCCAGACCAGCAGGGGGCAGCCACCAUGCUCCGAGACUACAAGGUGAGCCCAGCACAGGAGGCCGUGAGGGAGACUGCUCUGCCCAGCCAAUCAUUUGUCAGCUGGGGGAAAUGCACCCAUAAAUGGGGAAACCAGCCCCCCAAACAUCGGUGCCCCAGGCUUUGUGGUGCUCACUGCCUCCCUGUCUCCUCGCAGGUCCUGAUGGGGCUCCCCUGCUACCAGCACCUGCACCUGCUGAUAUGCAGCCUCUUCGUGCCCAAGUGCACACCGGACGGGGGCGUCCUGCAGCCCUGCCGCUCCGUGUGCCUGACGGCGGAGCAGCGCUGCCAGCAGGCUCUCAGCCUCCUCAGCAUCCUCUGGCCCAUCAACUGCAAUGUCCUCCCCGACUCCAAUGACCCUGUGGAGUGCUUCAAGCCGUGAGGGGGUGGUGGGGCCCAAUAAGCAGAGGGAUGGGACUGGCUUUCCCUGCAUGCUGGCCAGAAACAUAACCUGUCUGACUUUGGGUCGGGUGGGGACCCAAAUCCUUCUCAGAGCUAUACCCUCCCCUUCCUAUCCAUUACCCUUCGGGGGCCUGAGGGCACGGGAAGAGCCUGUGGGGCCCAGGAGCCCCAAAUAAAGGUGCUGGAGAAGAAACCAUCCACCCUGAGACUGGGAGAUUGC